AUAUGCAAGGGUCGUCGGCCUGCCCACAACCGCCAACAGGAAGGACGUCUUACUCCGACUGCCACAGCCAUCCCCCCCACAAUGAGCGACCGCGCACUCAACACCCGCCCCGCCGACAGCACCGUCUUCCAACGCAUCGCCAAAGCGCGCCCCGCAUCAAGCACCGGUCGCGCCAGAGCAGCAGCCGCUCAACAAGGCCCCACACCCACCAACGCGGAGGGGAGAGUGAGCACCGCCCAGCUGCUUGCCCGGUUUGAGCAGACGUCGGAUGACGAGUUGUUGGCUAGGAUUAUUGCGAUUGAGGAGGAUGAGAAGAUUGCUAGGAAAAUCCAAGAAGACCUAGCCCGCGGCAUCGAACCGCAACUCCGGCCCUUCAGCGGGCGCCCCGGCGGCGGCGGACCGUCCCAACAAAACUCCCGUUCAGACUCCCAUCUCAACAAAGUCGGCUUCACAGACCCCAUCGACGAUGCCGGUAUCGGAUCACCCUUGGCGUCGACAGAUGCACCGAUGCGCGAGUCGAUUAGCAGGAGUGGUGGGCUGCAUAAUUUGAAUGAGGGCGAGGCAAAGCCGCUGGCAGGGCGACGGGCGUCGGCGCUAAGAGGAUCGCUGGCUAUCUCCGCCAACCAAUCCACCAACCUCGCCUCCGACGAGUCCCUAAACGCCGACGAUGAUCACCAUGACGACGACGACGCAUCCCAUCCCCACCCACCAGCCACCACCAACUCCUCACAGCCAAACACUUCCCAACGCGCAGAUAUCCCUCAACCAAAUUACACAUCGACCCCACCUCAACCAGACCGCCUAGAGUUCCCAACACCCAAAUGGGACACGACGGCCAGCGAAAGCGACGCGACGUCGGAGAAGGGGUCGGAGCAGGAACAGGGGUCGGGUGUUGAUCCUGCUCCCGCGCAACCGCCGGCGGCUGUACCACGACAUCGGAGUGCACGACCGGAGAGUGCGCGGAGGGGGGUGCCGAGGCAUCAGAAGGUGUUUAUUACACUCCGAAAGCGACGACGAAGACAAUCUCGACAACUACAUUGGCCAAACCAUCCCCUCGGAUCCCUCCGCCACCUUCUCGGCACUUGCGAUCAACGACCGGGGUGAUUAUGCAGAGAGACCGGAUCACCCGGCCAUGCCGCCGCGGUUCGAUAGUCUGCUGGAUGGGUCGCAGGGGUUG
This is a messenger RNA of Fimicolochytrium jonesii, 1177 nucleotides long. RefSeq lists its product as uncharacterized. Lineage: Eukaryota; Fungi; Chytridiomycota; Chytridiomycetes; Spizellomycetales; Powellomycetaceae. The record is from RefSeq and is a predicted model, not a curated record. The coding region runs from base 82 to 1104 and encodes 340 amino acids. The transcript is spliced from 5 exons.